Striga hermonthica is the source of this 3107-nucleotide messenger RNA. Lineage: Eukaryota; Viridiplantae; Streptophyta; Magnoliopsida; Lamiales; Orobanchaceae. The record is from the annotation of a GenBank genome assembly.
GCAUCGAACUAUUUUCCCGUUCGAUCUUACGGCCAGUGAUAAUAACAGUGAUAAUCCUGGCAAUAUUAUCACUCAACGCGAUCAUCGUGAAGCUCAUCUGCAUGAGCAAGGCGAGCGAGCGCGUCGUGGACGUCCUCUCGGAGCAGCUCCUCAACGCUACCUUCUCGGAGAUCGAGGCCGCCGCCCGCCACUUUGCGCCCCUCAACUCGUCCGCGUCCAGCCUGGCGCGCACCCUCGGCUCGUCCCUCAACGGCACGGAGCUCUCGUUCGACGAGAUCCGGUCCCGCGUGGCCCCACCCCUCUUCCUCUCCCUCUCCGUCCUCCCCCAAGCUUCCCGCGCUUCCUACGCUGGCAACGACGCACUCACAUUCUCCUACUUCACCGACAACGACAAUACCUUUGCCGUUUUCUCCAAUUCCACGGCAUCAUCGUGCUACGUCCAGCCGGUCAACCGGGACACGGGCAGGCUGUACGGGCAACCCGUCUCGUGCGCCCCGACAGCCUACGCAAACUCGACUAUGGGGGCCUGGACGGAGGUGGAUGAAAAGGGGAACCUCCAGUUCGUGUACGGGGCGGCCAUGGACGGUCGGGGAUACGUGACCGUGGGUUUUCCGGCGGUGGCUGUGGCGGGCCACUUUUCAGGGCUCAAUUUCAACGGCGGGGAUUUCCACAUGGCGACGGCCGACGGGCAGGUGGUGGUCGGAAGCAAGCUUCGGGACACGCGUGUGGACGUGCGAAACGGGACGGUCUCGGUGGAGAUGGUGAAUGCAAAGGGUGAGGUGGUGGAUAAGAGUGGGUACUAUUCUUGCGAGGAGGAGGGAAGGCAGUCGAUUCAUUUUCACGCAAGGAUUAAGGGGACGGGGCACGUGUUUUACUGCUCGGCUCUUCAGAUAGGUGGGAUUCCAUCGGUCUACGUGCUGACCUUGCCCAUAAGGGGAUCGGAGGGUUUGGCCCACGAGAACCGAGCACUCAUGAUGACACUCCUCCUGCUUAUAUUAGUGAUAAUAGUGGUGUCCGUGGGGGGUUACGUGAUCACGGCCGUGAGGUACGCCCGGCGAGAGAUGUUUCUGUGUGCUGCACUCGUGAAGCAGAUGGACUCGACUCAGCAGGCAGAGCGCAAGAGUAUGAACAAGAGUCUCGCGUUUGCCAGUGCCAGCCAUGAUAUCCGUGCCUCGUUGGCUGCCAUAACCGGCCUCAUUGAUCUUUGCCUUGAAGACAAGAAAAUCCACUCUAAUAUUGCUGCCAGCUUGGGCCAGAUGAAUAAUUGCGCAACAGACCUCUUAGGCAUAUUAAAUUCUGUUCUGGACACAAGUAAAAUAGAAGCUGGGAAAAUGCAACUUGAGGAGGAGGAAUUCAAUGUGGCGCAGCUUCUGGAGGACGUGGUUGACAUGUUCUANNNGGUUGGGAUGAAAAAAGGCGUGGACGUUGUGCUCGACCCGUGUGAUGGCUCCAUCUUGAAGUUCAGCAAUGUCGUGGGGGACAAGGGAAAGCUCAAACAGAUACUAAGUAAUUUACUAAGCAAUGCCACAAAAUUCACCUCCGAAGGCCACAUCUUGGUUCGGGCUACUGUCAGAAAAACGAGCAUAGAGAAUGAAAUAAUUGCUUCCAAUCGGAAGAGCAUGCUGAGCUGCCUGUCGAGAAUGUGCGACAAGAACAAGGGAAACCUGAGCAAUCUGGAGAGCCUUCACACAGUUCAAGAGAAUCCUGAUUCCAUGGAGUAUGUGUUUGAAGUUGACGAUACCGGAAAGGGAAUCCCGAGAGACAGACAGCGGUCUGUUUUUGAAAACUUUGUUCAGGUUAAAGAGACAGCCCAAGGACAAGGCACUGGUCUUGGACUAGGAAUUGUUCAGUCCUUAGUUCGUCUAAUGGGGGGCGAAAUCAAGAUAGUGAACAAGGAGCAUGGCCAAAGGGGCACUUGCUUCAGAUUCAACGUGUUCCUCAUUGCACGCGAUCGUGUCAGUGGCGAUAUAGAGGAGGGUAUGAGUUAUGCUAAUAACGAUGACGGUGACAUUCACCGUCGUUUUGGGAUGCACUUCCGGUCCGUGCCUCCGAGGUCGGAUGCAUCCCACGUCGUUCUCUAUAUAGCUGGUGAGGCCCGCCGAAAAAUAUCCAAGCGGUUGAUCCGUAGCUUCGGCUUCAGGGUCCUUGCGGUCAAAAGAAGCGUGGACUUCCACCGAGCACUCGAGAGGAUAAAGCAAAAGUCCGACCCCACACCGUCCGGGUCCUCUCCCGAGACCUUCUGCGAGCCGAGCCCGAAGGAAGAACGCUCGGGCUCGAGAAGGCUCCCGAGCUCAAUCCUUGUUGUCAUCGAUGCAACUGUGGGUCCCGUCUCGGAGCUGUUGGCAGCCCUGGCCGGGUUUAGGAAAGAGGUUCAGAAUGCGCCGUGUAAGUUCGUGUGGUUGGAGAAUCUCGUGAAGCAAAGCAACUCUUUGGGUGAUGAGAAAAUGAUCGGGAGGCUUUGUGAUCAUGUCCUCAGUAAACCACUGCAUGGAUCCCACCUUUAUCGUGUUCUUGGUCUGCUCCCUGAAUUCGGAGCUGGUUUACAAUCCACCAGCCUUCUCGGAGGAAAGACUCAAAUAACGGAAGAUAUUCAUUUUUACUCGCAAGAGAGCAAGAUCCAGCCAGCCGAGGUGAAAAUUGUGAGGGCCCCAGAGAACGAAGUAGAGCGGGUGCAGAUUGGGGGUGACAGUAUCAAGAAGCCCUUGGAGGGAAAAAAUAUUUUGGUGGUAGAAGAUGACAACACAUUGCGCAUGCUGUCGACGAAAAUACUUAGCAAACUCGGAGCAAAUAUCCAAGUUUGCGAGAACGGAAAAGAAGCUCUGGAUUUAGUGUGCCAGAGGUUAAAAGAUGGAGAGGAAGGCGGUCUUCCCUUUGAUUGCAUCUUCAUGGAUUGUAAGAUGCCCGUGAUGGACGGAUUUGAAGCAACAAGGUCGAUCAGAAAGGAGGAGCAAGUGCACGGAGUCCACAUUCCUAUUGUAGCUCUAACUUCGUACUCAGCAGCAGAAGAGAUUAGUCAGACCAGUAAAGCCGGGAUGGAUUUCCAUUUGGUGAAGCCAUUAAGGAUGGAUGAUGUGUUGAAGAUGAUCCAAGACCAUUCCUUCUUGUAG